Messenger RNA from Triticum turgidum subsp. durum (durum wheat), 837 nucleotides. NCBI's taxonomy places the organism in Eukaryota, Viridiplantae, Streptophyta, Magnoliopsida, Poales, Poaceae. The record is from the annotation of a GenBank genome assembly.
AUGCAGGCGUUGGUGGGCGCCAUCGUGGCCAAGGAGCACGCCAAGGACCCCCGCAUGGCGGCGUCCCUGCUCCGGCUGCACUUCCACGACUGCUUCGUGCAGGGCUGCGACGCGUCGGUGCUGCUCGACGCCGACGGCAGCGGCAGGUUCACCACCGAGAAGCGGUCCAACCCGAACCGCGACUCGCUGAGGGGCUACGAGGUCAUCGAUGAGAUCAAGGCCGCCCUCGAGCACGCCUGCCCCCACACCGUGCAGACGGGCGGGCCGGGCUGGGAGGUGCCACUGGGGAGGAGGGACUCGCUGACCGCCAGCGUGAGCGGCUCCAACAACCUCAUCCCUGCUCCCAACGACACCCUCCCCACCAUCACCGCCAAGUUCCGCAACCAGGGUCUCGACGUCGUCGACCUCGUCGCGCUCUCAGGAGCACACACCAUUGGCGACUCGCGCUGCGUGAGCUUCCGGCAGCGGCUCUACAGCCAGAACAACGACGGGCGCCCGGACCCGACGCUGAACCCGGCCUACGCCGCCAAGCUCCGCGGGCGGUGCCCCCGGUCCGGCGGCGACCAGAUCCUGUUCGCCCUGGACCCCGCCACCCAGUUCCGGUUCGACAACCAGUACUACAAGAACAUCCUCGCCAUGAACGGCCUGCUCAACUCCGACGAGGUCCUGCUCACGCAGAGCCACGAGACCAUGGAGCUCGUCAAGAGCUACGCCGCCAGCAACGAGCUCUUCUUCGACCACUUCGCCAAGUCCAUGGUCAAGAUGGGCAACAUCUCGCCGCUCACCGGGCACAACGGCGAGAUCAGGAAGAACUGCAGGAGGGUCAACCACUUCUAA